AUGGGAUACUUCGUCCUUCAUGAGGAUGUUUAUGUGGCAACAACAAAAAAUCUUAUUGAUGGUGUGAUUGCUGGUUAUAAUGCCACAGUCUUUGCAUAUGGACCCACAGGAGCUGGAAAGACAUACACUAUGUUAGGAUUAGAUUCUGAGCCUGGCAUUUACAUCCGAACACUCAAUGAUCUCUUCAGGGCCAUUGAAGACAGCACUGAGGACUUGGAUUGCAGUGUUUAUAUGUCAUAUAUAGAGAUUUAUAAUGAGAUGAUCAGAGAUCUGUUAAAUCCAUCUUCUGGAUACCUUGAGCUGCGUGAGGAUGCUAAAGGCGAAAUACGUAUUGCCGGCAUCACAGAAUUCUCUACAUGUAAUGCUAAGGAGAUAAUGGCUCUUUUGACCAAAGGGAAUAAACAGAGGACUCAGGAGUCAACAGCUGCUAACAAGACAUCAUCUCGCUCUCAUGCUAUACUUCAAGCAA
Sinocyclocheilus grahami is the source of this 469-nucleotide messenger RNA. RefSeq names its product kinesin-like protein KIF19. The transcript is spliced from 5 exons. Lineage: Eukaryota; Metazoa; Chordata; Actinopteri; Cypriniformes; Cyprinidae. The record is from RefSeq and is a predicted model, not a curated record. The annotation marks the transcript as partial. Gene Ontology annotation, molecular function: ATP binding; microtubule motor activity; microtubule binding. Gene Ontology annotation, biological process: microtubule-based movement.